ACUGAGUAUCAGUUUCAGUUUAGAAGUUGUGCAAGUUAUUUCAAAAUGAUUGGUCUUUUCUGUGUGGGUGCUAUUUUCCUGCUUUUAUACUACAUUUUAUUUUUGAAUCACAACUACUUUGGGAAGAGAGGUGUUCCCCAUCAUAAGGCUGUUCCAAUAUUGGGUAACGCGGCUCCAUACGUGCUUCAAAAAAGACACAUUUCCGAAGUGCUGCAGGAGUUAUGUGAUGCAUUUCCAAAGCAUGGUUUCUUCGGAUAUUUUGACUUUUGGUGUCCGGUGUACAUGGUGAAAGAUGUUGAACUUGUGAAAAAGAUCUGUAUCAAAGAUUUCAACCACUUUGUAAACCAUCGAACGCAGUUUAGUGCAGAACACGAUCCGUUAUUUGCAAACAGUUUAUUCUCAAUGAAUGAUUCAAGAUGGAGAAACAUGCGUUCUGUGCUGAGUCCGGCUUUUACGGGAACUUGGAACGAUGACGACCUUGCUGCUCAAUGCACUGUCUUUUUGUUCGCUGGAUUCGAAACUGUUGCCACGCUGACCUCUUUCAUGGCCCAUGAACUGGCCAUCAAUUCUACAGUCCAGGCAAAACUUCGGGCGGAAGUUGACGCUACCCGAGCUAAACUCAACGGUCGCCGGCCCACCUAUGAGAUCAUCCAGGAGAUGACAUAUCUGGACAUGGUUGUGACGGAAACGCUGCGCAAAUGGCCACCGGUUCCGUUCCUAGAUCGGCGAUGCACGAAGCCAUAUUUGCUAGAGGACUUGGAUGGUUCAUCAGUGCAACUUCAACCCGGAGACAGCAUCUGGAUCCCGACAACUGCAAUUAUGCGAAAUCCAAAAUAUUUUCCCCAACCUGAAAAGUUUGAUCCGGAAAGAUUUAGUGUAGAGAACCGGGGUACCAUUGAUCCAAAUGCGUUUAUAAGUUUUGGUGUUGGUCCCAGGAAUUGUAUUGGAUCGAGAUUUGCCCUAAUGGAGACCAAGACAACAUUCUUCUACUUGCUUUCUAGAUUUACUAUCGAAAGUGGACCGAAAACUCAGCACCCACUUGAAAUUAAAACAAGCUCGAUCACAAUGCAAGCCAAAAAUGGAUUCUGGGUAAGGUUCCGGAAGAGGUCCUAGAGGUUCUCGUUAGCUAACCAAUUACUUCGGUGAUUCUUGUCCUUCUUUAUGUGACUCAAGAAGAAAGAAAAACAGCAAAUAAAACAAUUCAACAACAAGA
Molecule: messenger RNA, 1213 nt
Organism: Culex quinquefasciatus (southern house mosquito)
Lineage: Eukaryota; Metazoa; Arthropoda; Insecta; Diptera; Culicidae
Product: cytochrome P450 9e2
Exons: 2
Coding region: 46-1113 (355 amino acids)
Molecular function (GO): iron ion binding; monooxygenase activity; heme binding
Source: RefSeq, a predicted model, not a curated record